Oreochromis niloticus (Nile tilapia) is the source of this 759-nucleotide messenger RNA. RefSeq names its product coiled-coil domain-containing protein 106-like. Gene Ontology annotation, cellular component: nucleoplasm. The coding region runs from base 1 to 759 and encodes 252 amino acids. The record is from RefSeq and is a predicted model, not a curated record. NCBI's taxonomy places the organism in Eukaryota, Metazoa, Chordata, Actinopteri, Cichliformes, Cichlidae. The transcript has 4 exons.
AUGGCCAAGAUAGCGCGACAGCCAGUGGAGCACUCUGGAAGGUCAAGCCAAAGGGGCACGAACAGACACACUGAAGGCGCUUGUUCAAGUUGCUGCGCCAUCGAUGGAGCAGAAGAUAAAAAUUUGUGUGCGUCUGUGACCUACACAGUUAGCACACGUUCGAAGAGAUACAAAAAGCAGAGACUGGAUGAUCUAGAUUGCACUAAGCCAACGGCGUCAGCAGUUAGACAUGACGAGCAACCUAAAGACAAACCAUUCAAUGAUCGAUUUUCCUCUAAGGCUUCUGAAAACUCAGAUUCAUCUUCUGCAUUUUCAUCUGUAUCGUCUGUGUGGUCAUCCUCAUCUUCAUCCCCGAAGAAGCGAAAGCACAAAUACAAGAAAAAGCAUUCAAGAGCCAAGAAACCCAAGAAGGAGCAGAAGAAGCUCCGGCAGCGUGUUCAAACGCCAAAUGACAUUGUGCAGCGAUACAAAUCCCUCCUCAAGACAUUUCCAAAGAUGAAGACCAUGACCAAAGCUUUUCAGAAGCAUGGGCUCGACAGGAACACUGUUGUGUCCACUUCAUCAGUUGGGGAGCUUGCUGUUGCGGUCCCCAAUGUUUACCAGGAGCUACUGUCCAACAGGUCAAGUGGAGAGAUGGUACUAGCUUUUGCUAAGCAAUGUGAGGCUGCAAUUCAAGGCAGUGAUGAAGUAAAAAACAAAAUAGAAAGUAUGAAGGCCACUGGUACUUUGCUUCCAAUUCGACGAGGGAAAUCUGUCUGA